Molecule: messenger RNA, 597 nt
Organism: Exaiptasia diaphana
Lineage: Eukaryota; Metazoa; Cnidaria; Anthozoa; Actiniaria; Aiptasiidae
Exons: 3
Coding region: 133-597 (154 amino acids)
Source: RefSeq, a predicted model, not a curated record
AAUAACACAUGGCGAGAGAACUCAAUAUGACACCUGUCUGAUGUCAAUGGAACCUCAAAAUUUAAAAGCUCUCGAAAACUGACAUUAGUUUAAACAAAUUAACAGAAGCGUUAAGAUAUAAUAGCUCAAGCUAUGAUAUUUUUUUUGAAUUUAGUAGGAUCUUUUGGUUUAUAUUUGUACUUCACACAACUUGGUCAACAAACUGAAGGAUGUCGAAUUAUGGAGCGUCGCCCGUGUAUUCCCAAMCAAAACCUAACACGUCACGUGAUUUCACGUCACGAAGUAGACAGUGACGAGACAUGUAGUCUGCAAUGUUACAUGGAAAAGUGGUGCGUCUCAUACAACUUAGGGCCAAAAAGUGGUGUCAACCGAGCAUGCGUACUCAGCCACUCUGACCACGUGAUUCAUCCUGGUGAUAUUCAAAAGGGAACAACAUAUGAUUAUUGCUUUUAUCAGAAUCCUUGUUCUUCAAAUCCGUGCUCUAGUGGUCGCUGUAGGCCAGACGAGACUUUCACAAAGUACGAAUGCGUUUGCUUUACUGAUGACCCAUGCUACAAAGGUAAGACAGCCGCGUGGCCACUGGUCGGUUUGAUGUGA